Molecule: messenger RNA, 918 nt
Organism: Neoarius graeffei (lesser salmon catfish)
Lineage: Eukaryota; Metazoa; Chordata; Actinopteri; Siluriformes; Ariidae
Product: germ cell-specific gene 1-like protein
Exons: 5
Coding region: 1-918 (305 amino acids)
Cellular component (GO): plasma membrane
Source: RefSeq, a predicted model, not a curated record
AUGAAACUUCAACACCGUCCAAGAGUCACACUGGCCUUCACUUUAAACUGCUUGGCGUUCGCCUUGGCCGUGUCUGCUGUAACAACCAGCUACUGGUGUUCCGGGACCAGGAAGGUAGUGAAGCCCUUGUGCACAAGCCCAGCAAAAGUCAAGCAGAACUACUGCAUCCACUUCAACAGCUCUGAUGUGAACAACACACGUCUGGUGCAGUACAUUUACGAGACUGGAGAGGAAAAAUUCAUACUGAAGAAAUUCCACACAGGCAUUUGGUUCACUUGUGAACAGGCUGUUGAUCUCGUAGGAUUUACUUGCAGAACAUUUUUAGAGAUUGCACCUAAUCGUGAAAUAGGGGUGUUAUGGCUGUGCAUUGUUGGUGAAUGUUUGUACAUCACUUUGCUGUUCACUGGAGUCUCACUCAUGGCAGUGGAGGUGUGUCACUGCUGUAGCAUAAUGAACCGACUCAAGCUGAAUGCUUUUGGAGCCCUGUUCACUGCACUUUCAGGUCUGUUCGGCAUGGUAGCACAUAUGAUGUUCAUGACAGCUUUUCAGCUUGCAGUCAUUAUGGGUCCAGAAAACUGGAAACCCAAAACCUGGGACUACAGCUGGUCCUAUCUUUUGGCCUGGGUCUCCAUUGCGACCUGCAUGGCCUCAGCUGUCACUGCCUUCAACCACUACACCAAAACCAUGAUCCAAUUCAAGUUCAAGUGGAAGAACAUUGAAAACAGCCUGGAGCUCCUGGGACUGCAUAUGCCUGUAGGACUAUGGGAUACAUAUCUGAGCUUAGGCCUUGAUCCUGCAGACCAGCACAUGUCCUUUGACAUAAAUGGCACCAAACUACUUUAUUCUUCAUCCCAAGACACUGUAACACUACACUCACAGGGUGAAGAAUACUGCCGAAGCAAAGUACACAGUCACUGA